ACACCAUAGAUAAUAGAUACACAAAGGGUAACACUUUUAUAGGUUAUGAUUAGUUAAGAUAUUUUUCAAAGUGCAACAAUUCAUUAAAACUUGUAAAGCAAUUAACAAUAAUUAAUGAAAUGUUCCCAAUAACAAUUGUAAUACAAAUGUUUGGGUAACAAGUUAAAAUCAUGUGAAAAUUUCUGCAACACUUGUUCACAAUGUUCUUAAAACAAUAUUCUUUACCACAGUUAUUAAAAACUUCUGUUAAUGUUAUUUCCAUAAAAAGCUACAGUAUACAUUCAACAGUUGAGGUGAACCACUUAAAGGAAAAGAUGCCAUUAAAAUUGUAUGUAAAUGACCCAGGAGCAGUUAACACAGCAGCAAGUUUGCUAAAAUCUGGACAAGUAAUUGCUGUUCCGACUGACACAGUAUAUGGGUUUGCUUGCUCUGCCACAGAUUCAUUUGCAAUCAAAGAAAUAUAUAAACUGAAGGAACGUAACAAACUCCAACCUCUGGCAGUUUGUCUAUCAAAAAUAACUGACAUCAAAAACUGGGCUUAUGUACAGCAUUUAUCAGAAGAUUUGCUAAAAUUGCUUUUACCAGGUCCAGUAACAUUAUUACUGAAACUUAACAACAACACAAAAUUAGAUAGUUCACUACAUAUGGAUGGAAAAAUUGGUGUUCGAAUACCUAAUAAUGCAUUUAUUAGAAGUGUAGUUGAAAUGACUGGAAACCCUAUUGCUCUUACUAGUGCAAAUAUAAGUGGGCAUCCUAGUCCUGUAAAAGUAACAGAAUUUAAAGAGUUGUGGGGUAGUAUUGCAUGUGUGUUUGAUGGUGGUACAUUGAAUAAUGAUACAAAUUGUAAAGACAGUUCAUCAACAAUAGUUGAUUUAUCAGAAGCAGGUUCUUAUAAAAUAGUAAGAACAGGAAUAGCUGAAGACAGUAUAUGUUCCACCUUAAAUACAUUCAAUUUAAAAAUGAGAUAAACAAAAUACAACCAACAGGCAUAUGUACAAGGCCAAAAAGCCCCAGGAGACAUUAUUUUUUGUAAAAUACAUUUAUUAACAGUUUUUUUUAAAGAUUAAGGAUAGUCUUAGAAGAAGUGUUAACAUUUGUAUGAUGUUUAUUGUAACAUAAUUGCUUAAAACAUACAAUAUAUGCACAUAUACAAUAA
This is a messenger RNA of Agrilus planipennis (emerald ash borer), 1156 nucleotides long. RefSeq names its product yrdC domain-containing protein, mitochondrial (gene Tcs1). NCBI's taxonomy places the organism in Eukaryota, Metazoa, Arthropoda, Insecta, Coleoptera, Buprestidae. Gene Ontology annotation, molecular function: nucleotidyltransferase activity; double-stranded RNA binding; tRNA binding. The record is from RefSeq and is a predicted model, not a curated record. The coding region runs from base 201 to 968 and encodes 255 amino acids. Gene Ontology annotation, cellular component: cytoplasm. Gene Ontology annotation, biological process: regulation of translational fidelity. The transcript is spliced from 2 exons.